AUGGCAAAGGUCUUAAAGUGUUUUCGAACCAUAAGGAAUAAUUGGAAAAAGUCUGUCUUAGGAGUAGCAGCUUUAUCAUAUGGGGUAUCAUACAGCAAAGAUGCAUACAAUACAAAUGAAUUAAUGAAGAAAUAUUGUGAAACUGCAUCACGUUUUGGAGAUGCUCCAUGUCCAACAAAUAUAAAAAAUAGACAUGUCACAAUAAUUUUAAAUCCAAAUGCCAAGAAAGGAAAAGCUAAGAAAUUAUUUACAAACUACUGUGAACCAUUGUUGCACUUGGCUGGGAUAGCUGUAACUGUGAUACAAACUGAAUCAGAAAAUGAAGCUAGGAAAAUAGUAAUGAAUUUAAAUAAACCAACAGAUGCCAUUGUAGUUGCUGGAGGAGAUGGUACCUUGUCUGAUGUUUUAACAGGAUUAGUUAGAAGAUAUAAUUCAAAUAUUAAUUCGGUUAAACAGUGUCCUAUUGGUAUUUUACCUUUGGGACAAACAAAUAAAGUUGCAAAAUCUAUGUGCAAUGAAUACAAUAAUUUGUCUGAUGUGAGGCAAGUAGUAGAGGCCACAAUGGCAAUUAUAAAUGAAAAGUUCAGAAUGAUGGAUAUGAUUGAAGUUGAACCUAUUGAAGAAAACCCUGAGGACCCAGUGAAACCAAUUUAUGCUAUGGGAGUAGUUGAAUGGGGUGCAUGGAAAGAUGCGCAUUCUAUUGCAAAAAAAUAUUGGUAUUGGGGACCUUUACGAAAAUACGCAACUUACGUAUUGAAUGGGUAUAAAGAGAAGUUAAACUGGAAUUGCGAUGCAUUGAUAAAGUACACAAAUCCCUGUGAUGGUUGCUCUCGUUGUUAUCAAAGGGACACAUCAUUAGAUGAAUUUGCUAAUAUAAAUAAAAGGUGGUGGCAUGCCUUUGUACCAAGAAAAAGUGUUCCUGUACCAGAGAUUGACUACAGUAAAAUAGUAAAUGAACAAUGUGGUAUUCCUCAUGAGUUGCCUAUAUCAACAAGUGAAUUGCAUAUAGAAAGUCCCAAUGUAGAAAAAUCACAAGCUUCAUCAUCACCAGCAGCGUUGAAGUUAAAAAUGGGUCCAAAACAUGUUGGGUAUUUUUCUUUUGUGGUUGAAGGAUGGAAACAAGAGAAUGACAAUAAGUUACUGUAUAAGCAGGUAUUAGAAGCAAAGGACAUUGAAAUAACUCCUCAAGAGAUAACAAAAGAGAAUACAUUGUACAUUGACGACGAGGAAUACGAAUUAAAAUCAGUGAAAAUUAAAUUACUUUCGCGAGCAGUAAAAGUAUUUUGUCCUGAUUUGAACAGUUAA
Messenger RNA from Dufourea novaeangliae, 1305 nucleotides. It is a transcript of the gene Mulk, whose product is annotated as acylglycerol kinase, mitochondrial. Lineage: Eukaryota; Metazoa; Arthropoda; Insecta; Hymenoptera; Halictidae. The record is from RefSeq and is a predicted model, not a curated record. Gene Ontology annotation, molecular function: ceramide kinase activity; acylglycerol kinase activity; ATP-dependent diacylglycerol kinase activity. Gene Ontology annotation, biological process: protein insertion into mitochondrial inner membrane; ceramide biosynthetic process. The coding region runs from base 1 to 1305 and encodes 434 amino acids. The transcript has 8 exons. Gene Ontology annotation, cellular component: mitochondrion; TIM22 mitochondrial import inner membrane insertion complex.